AUUGACGACCGAGUCGGCGGCGGAUGUUCCAGUUGACAAAGAGCUAAGCCGGAAAGAGCAGGCAGUAAGUUCGGGGACAAUCAAACGCAAGCAUCACGUUCACUUUCCUCCACUUCCAGUCUUCCAUUGAAUCAGCUUUUGACUUGGUCCUUCUCCCCACCGACCGCUACACACCCAGUUCUGGGAGUUGCAUAUCGCUCCUAUCUUAUCGGAUCUUGUAUUUUUCCAGCAAUUUCCUACCCGCAGCUCACUUGACCAACCCGGCGGGAAAGCUAUCGGUGCCCGCUCGAGCUUUCACUUUGCGACCCAGUGGUGUAAACGGACUCGAACGGACAAUCGGAAUUCACACACCCUAUUCAACAUGGCGACAGAAGAACACAAGAUUGAAGAUGAGCACCUGGAGCAGCCUGAGGAAGCAGGUGACGAUGAGGAGGAAAUUGCGGCGAUGAAGAAGCGGGUAGCCGAGAUGGAAUCUGAAGCGGCCAAGCUGCGCGAGAUGCAAGCCACGCUCGAUCAGCAGUCGGAGAGCCUACGUGAGGACAAAGAAGAGAUUGAUGCCCGGAGUAUCUUCGUUGGCAAUGUGGAUUACGGUGCUUCUCCCGAGGAAAUCCAAGCACACUUUCAGAGCUGUGGCUCGAUAAAUCGGGUCACCAUCCUGUUGGAUAAGUUCACUGGGCAGCCCAAGGGAUAUGCCUAUGUUGAAUUUGCAGAGCCCAGUCUGGUAGCCCAGGCCCUUGUACUGAACGAGAGUGUCUUCCGCGGCCGGAACCUGAAGGUCGUUCCCAAGCGUACCAACUUGCCGGGUAUGACCCGAGGACGCGGACGGGGUGGCUUCCGUGGCGGUCGGGGCUACCGCGGAGGUUUCGCGCCUCGCGGCGGUUAUCGCGGCGGUUAUCGUGGCCGGGGUCGGGGCUAUGCGCCUUACUAGAGAAACGUCAAGCCCCAGUUCAGUGUAUACGGGGUGGCAUUCGUCUGCGCAAGGAACAGAGGUCAUCGCACGAAGCCCCAGCGCUACCAAGACGUCCGGGUUGACCAUGAUGGUCGUGGUCGCUCUGAUGCACGUGUGCGCGUCUCUGAAUAAAGCGAGAAACUUCUUUAUUUUCUAAUUGUCUUUGGAGUCAACCUACUGGAAUGGACUUUUGUAUGAUAACCUUUCUGGCAAUCUCGGACUGGGUCAGAUGGGCGGAACCACUGUGAUAUCAUCUAGCUACAGAGAAUUGCUUUACGAGCAGGAAUUGCCUGCUAAACCCCUCCUCCAAAGGACCAGGACGGUCAUGAAACUACGCUUCUCAAAGAAAAGAACACCGCAAUAGGAAUCUGCACCUGAAAACUAGUCUUCUUGACAGCUUCUUCAUCGAAGAAAUCCAUAAUUGUCACCGGGUCCCGAUCUGUUAUGGUCUCGGUCCG
Messenger RNA from Aspergillus aculeatus ATCC 16872, 1407 nucleotides. RefSeq names its product polyadenylate-binding protein. Bases 362 to 928 code for a protein of 188 amino acids. The transcript is spliced from 4 exons. The record is from RefSeq and is a predicted model, not a curated record. Gene Ontology annotation, molecular function: RNA binding. Lineage: Eukaryota; Fungi; Ascomycota; Eurotiomycetes; Eurotiales; Aspergillaceae.